UUUUUUGGGGGAAAUAAUUGAUAGCUUACUUGACAUCACCUUCAUUUUUUAUUUUUAUUUUUAUUUUUAUUUAUUUAUUUAUUUAUUUUUACACUUAUCCAAACCUGAAUGUGUAUGAUACGGGCAGUUGAAAACAUAGUCCAACAAAAAUGUUAAGGCUAACUUAAUCUUAUAUUCCAAUUCAGUCCAUGUAAGGUCAGCCGCGAAAUCCGACAGGUCGGAGAGAGAAACUCAGCGAGAGAUAGAGAGAAAGAGUUGCAGGAGGAGACACUUACUUCUGGGUGAGUUCCAACUGGUGGGUUUUGAUUGGAGGAGGGAAUGGUGGGCUCGUCGGAAGGACACAGUGUUCAUCAUCAUCAUCUGAUGGAUGAUGGUAAUGGUGGUGAUGUGGAGGGUUUGGAGCAGCCUCCGUCUUCUGGUUCUUGGGGGGUUUCAUGCUCGAUUUGUUUUGAUUUGGUUUCCUAUAAUGGAGGCAGAUCGAGGGCUAAGCUGCAAUGCGGCCAUGAGUUCCAUCUGGAUUGCAUUGGUUCAGCAUUUAAUGUGAAGGGAGUGAUGCAGUGUCCAAAUUGCCGGAAAGUUGAGAAAGGCCAAUGGUUAUAUGCAAAUGGGUCUACCCAAUCAUUUCCUGAGAGCUUAGAUGACUGGAUCCCUGAUGAGGAUCCAUAUGACCUAAGUUAUACUGAAAUGCCAUUUAGAAUUCACUGGUGUCCGUUUGGUGAAUUGGCACAAAUUCAUUCAUCUUUUGAGGAAGUGGAAUCGCCACCGACCACAUAUCCUAACCUGCAGGGUCAUCAUGCCAUGUUUGCAGAUCAGAGUACUGCACCAUCUGUUCCUCAAUCAUAUGUUACAUACUUAAGACCAGUUCCACUUGCAUCAUCGAGAUCUAACGAUAAUGUUGAUAAUCCUAACUUAAAUAAUCCUUGGAAUGGCUUAACUGGACAAAAUGAGAUAUUUAACCCCCAGACUUUUCCUUCUAUUAGUAUCCAAUACCAAAGUUGGGGUCACCAUUCCCCUCCUGUUUCUCUAUCCGCCAUUCAUAUUAACAAUGCAAAUCCAGCUUCAAAUCCAUCGGCAGCAAUGAGACCUGGUGAAUCUGAUGCUGUAGAAAGGUCCAGAUCACAUCUAAUUCGUUUUGGUCAUGGGUCUGCUCCUAGAGUGGGGAGCUCAUUUGUGAUGUCUGUGGUUCCUCAACCUCCAGACACCAUUGCCAGACCUCAUGAUAGGAUGCAAGCAUUCCAUCAUCAUCAACAACAACAUCGCGUAGCACCUGGUGUGCCAUCGCCAAUCAUUCCUAGUGUCAGGAGAUUCGAGGGUCCUGCUGUUUUGCCGUCUAUGGUUUCAGCACCUCCACAGCCUGAUGUUAAUGCCGGUUUUUAUAUGUAUCCUCCUGCACGUUCAUCAGAAAUGAACUUACAUGAAGCAGAGAAUCCUUUUCCAAGCCAGUUCCAUGCAUGGAGAAGGGAGCGUCCAUCUCAUUUUCCCACUGUACAGGUGGACUGGGACUCAUCAGGUUGGGGUUCAUCUCGUCAUACUAAUACUGGGUCUGAUUCUGCAAACAGGCAUAGCAACUUAUGGCAUAGAUCAUGGUCUUAGAAUAAUGGUUAUCAUACUAUCCCUUUGUAAACGAUUAUCAAUCCAAUCCAUCCUGCUUUGCUGGAAACUCGUACGAAUUUGUAUGAUUGGAACGAAGUGUUAUAUAUGGAUGUUCUUGUAUGUAAAUUUUCUUUAGUUUUCCUGUUAAAACAAUCAGGUGGUAGGUAAAUGGACCCAUACCAGACUGUUUUAUCCCUUAUCCACCCACAGAAUUCAAUAUUUGGAUUGUCAUCA
Ziziphus jujuba (common jujube) is the source of this 1827-nucleotide messenger RNA. RefSeq names its product E3 ubiquitin-protein ligase RFI2. The coding region runs from base 319 to 1593 and encodes 424 amino acids. The transcript is spliced from 6 exons. Gene Ontology annotation, molecular function: ubiquitin-protein transferase activity. Lineage: Eukaryota; Viridiplantae; Streptophyta; Magnoliopsida; Rosales; Rhamnaceae. The record is from RefSeq and is a predicted model, not a curated record.